Messenger RNA from Zophobas morio, 3881 nucleotides. RefSeq names its product POU domain protein 2-like. Gene Ontology annotation, molecular function: DNA-binding transcription factor activity, RNA polymerase II-specific; RNA polymerase II cis-regulatory region sequence-specific DNA binding. Gene Ontology annotation, biological process: regulation of transcription by RNA polymerase II. Bases 73 to 1992 code for a protein of 639 amino acids. NCBI's taxonomy places the organism in Eukaryota, Metazoa, Arthropoda, Insecta, Coleoptera, Tenebrionidae. The record is from RefSeq and is a predicted model, not a curated record. The transcript has 8 exons.
GCGUAGUGACAGUGACGACAUAUCGCAGUGCGGUGCACGAUGAGCGGACCUGAGCAGUGACUCCAGUGACCGAUGAAGGUAUCGAAUCUGGCGGAUUUCAAAAGCGACACUGUGCGGAGGUGGGUCGAGUCGAACCCGUCACCCACCCCCAACAACAUCGACACCCCCAAGCUCAAGAACAACAACAACAACACGAUCGACUUCGGCCACACGUUCUGGAGGCAGAAGGAAGACAUGCCGAUGUUGCUCCACCAGCCGCCCUCGCACGUCCUCCUCUCCGCCCACGAGACCGACCAGCCCCUAGACUUCACCAUGUCCAAGUUCAAGACGAAGACGGCGCCCACGGUCGCGUCCCAACUCAAAUUCAACAACUUCGCGGCGCAGCAGCACAUGAUGCUGCUGCAGAACAACGGGGUGUAUUUUAAUAGAAACAAUAAUAAGAGCUUCACGCGUGGGAGUAGCCCGUCGAGUAGUUCGGAAGAGGAAGGAGUCGGACCGCCGACGGCGGAGUCCCCCAGGUCCUUGCCACCGAGUCCCGCGCCCGCCAGGAGCGACGAAAUCGCAAAUUCUCCGGUGACACCGUCGGGGGACAAACAGUACGGUAAAUUAUGGUUAAACGACCCAGAAAUGACUUGGCGACAGGAAAUGCAAGUACCUUCCGCCGAAGACUCCAAAGUUGCGCUGCAGACGAGGCUGGCGCUUUCGCCGAGUGAGCAACGCUCGAUAACGCGAAUGGAUAAGACGCCUUCGACGCCGCCCUCCAACGAUGACGGUGACGUUAACGGCGAUCUCAGCGGAGACGACCAAAGCAUCGCCAGCGAACGGCAAGGUGAGCAGAAUGACGAAAACUCCAUGGACUCGGACAGGGGUGGCGCCCUCAACUUGGUAACUAGUGAAGCUGAGCAACCUAGGUUAUCAUCACCUAACUCUCAAGUAACGAGUUCGAGUCCUGGCGUAGGGGCCGCUCUAGCCGCCCUAGGUGGUCUAGGGGGCCUCUUCGGAAACCACCUCCAGAUGCUAGGAAGUCUCCAAGCUUUCCAAAAUCCGCAAAAUCUCCAACAGUUGCAGCAGUUGGCGAUGUUACAACAGGCGAGCGGAAACCCGCAGGCGCAAUUCUUUCUACAAAAUCAGGUGCAACAAAUAGCUCAGGCAGCCCAACAACUCCAGCAGCUCCAAAAAGCGCAACAACAAAAUUCCAGUCAACACAACACGAGUAUCCCUUCCAAUACGCAAUUACCCCAAACGCAGACCACCCCACCGAACAACUCGCACAUACCGGCCAGUUUACUCACCCCCAGCACGCCCAGUUCGGGCGGUCUAACCCCUCAGCAUCUAAAAACGCCCUCCAGACUGCUAGAGCCGUCGCCCGAAGAAACGACGGACCUAGAAGAGCUCGAGCAAUUUGCCAAAACAUUCAAACAAAGAAGGAUUAAAUUAGGGUUUACUCAAGGCGACGUCGGCCUGGCGAUGGGUAAACUUUACGGGAACGACUUCUCCCAAACGACGAUAUCGAGGUUCGAAGCUUUAAACUUGAGUUUUAAGAACAUGUGCAAACUGAAACCGCUCUUGCAAAAGUGGCUGGAAGACGCCGACAGCACCCUCACCAAUCCGGGGGCUCUCAGCAAUCCCAUGACCACGCCAGAGACCAUCGGCAGGCGCCGGAAGAAGAGGACGUCCAUAGAGACCAGCGUUCGAGUGGCUCUCGAAAAAGCGUUUCUUCAGAACCCCAAGCCAACGUCCGAAGAAAUUUCCCUAUUAGCGGAUGGACUUUGCAUGGAGAAAGAGGUAGUGCGGGUGUGGUUUUGCAAUAGGCGGCAAAAGGAGAAGAGGAUAAAUCCUCCGACGGCCGCGUUGGGUUCUCCGUGCUCUGCCGGGAACCCGAACGGAGCCAUGUUUGCCAUAGCGAACUCGUUGGCGAACAGUCCCUUGUCGCUGGUGACGACCAGCGCCCAUAAUAACUUCAAUCCAAAUGUGAUGGUGAAGCAGGAAUGACCCCACGUCAAUUUCUUCGCUGAUCACUACAUGGAAUAGCUGAUCGACGUGUUGUGCAAUUGUGUAGUAUCCUCUGUUAGGACCAACAUAACUUUGUGUCGUGAAACAGACUUUGCCAAAGACGAAACAAGGAACAUUCCCACUUGAAGAUAUCCUGUUUUUAUACUGAAACUUCGUAAAGGCAUCUCUCGUCAGUAUUCUCGAUAUUCAAUUAUGUGUCAUUGGAUCUCGGUAAAAGUCAUAAUCAUGCAUGUCACACAUAUUUAAAUAUUUUGACCGUAGUGUUUACUUAUUUAUUGUAUUAACUAAUUAGUUUGAAGCACCUUUGUCGUCAUCACAUUACUAACAGUCUUCCAGUUGGAUAACGAGUUCCUAUAGGUAGGUUAGUCGAGUAAACACCACGAAAAUUAAACGUCUUUCGACUGUUCAAUAUUAAUUUAUGCCAAAAAUACUUAUAUCUAUAAUUAGAAAUAGGUAGUUAUCGUCUCCGUUUUAUACAGUUUUAUUUUUAAUGUAUAAAUUGUUUAUUGCUUUCGCUUAUAAUAUCACUGUACAUACAAGAUCAUAUAUUUUUCCACUCAUUCAGGUCUAAGGCAAAUCAAGAACCUGCUCGGCUCUUUUUCUGUUGAAAAACUGGGAUGAUUGGAGAAAACGUAUAGUAACAAUAUAACUGUUAAAGCCUGACGGUUGACACUCAUUGUUAAGCAGGGUCUCAUAAUUAUAUAUUUGAAUGGAUGUCACCCGCCGGUUGUGUACAAUUGUUGUAGAUAGAUAUAUGUUAUACGGUAAAUAUACAAGUAUUCUAGAAUUUAGCUCUUUGUUUAGUAAUUAGUGUAUAUGAAUUUUAUUAAUCUACUCUUUAUGUAUGUCAAUGUAUAUAAUCGAAUUUAGUGGUUCUUUUUUUAUGUGAGGACCAAUCUAGAAAUGUUGAAAAGUUCCUACAAUUGAAAUUAAGCGAUUGUUGAUAUUAUUGAUAUAUUGUUUGUACGCGUUAUAAUAUCAUCAACGAUAUAAUUAUUGUUUCUAACAAUUUUUAUUUUUUAUUUUCUACGAUCAUUAGACUGACAUACCCAUAUUUUGUUUUUAGACCUGACAUCGUCAAACAUUUUUAUGAAUAGGGUCCUUCCCCUUUUCAUUUUGUAUUAUAAUUUUUGCACACAUAUAUUUACUUUUUAAGUUCUAACUUUUGGAACAUGUUAUUUACCAAAUCUCAGGUGAACGCUUUACUAUACUUAACAUGUUCUAAAAUGUGUUAGUUUUCAUACAAGCAAAAAUAUUUACUUGUAUAAAAAUUAAUUAAUUUUAUCGUAUUUUUUCCUUGGUCGUACUUGUGGAAACCUAAAUGUAUAGUGGAAAGAAAAAAGAAAAAUGUCCACAGACUUAGUUUUUUAUAUACUUAUUGCACAUAUCGUACAAGAAGGUAGUUUUAAUGUACAGUCAUUUUACGCCUGUGGACAUUUUCGAACAAUCUUCGUCAUAUCAAUGUGUAAAUUUUAGCAUUUAUUCCCAGAAAUUUAAACAAAAUGUUAUGAAUUGUAAAAAUAACUUACGAUCUACAGUAUCGGAUGAUUAAAUGGCAUUCCGUUUGAAUACUUAUAACAUUCCAUAGGCUUAGAUCCAGUAGGUAUAUGUGUGUAGCAUAAAUGUCUUAUAGAAUUUGCAACCAGUAUGAAAGACAACGGAAAAUGCACGAAAUUGCGGUUGCAUUAAAUUGAAUUUAUAUUACAAUGGACAUUGUAUGUUCUGGACAUAAAUUCAAUUUUUAAAAUUUGUAAUAACCUAGUGAAACAAUAUCGAAAGUGUAUAAGACCCUAUUCUGACGUGUAAUAUACUAUGGUGGUCUAGGCAAUAACAUGUACAUUAUUUUCAUUAAAGAAAAGGAUUCGUAA